UCAGCAGACUCAUCGAGCCCGUGGUGGGCAACAGUACCAUCAACCCCGGAAGCAUUACAACCAGCCUCACCGGAAAGACAGACACAGCUCUCACAAGCAGCGAUCCAGAUAUCACCGAUAGAACCCGAGAGAUGUCCAUCCCCUACAUCAUCAACUUACCCUGGCUGCCGGGCUGCUAUCAGCGAGGCGUACCGUAGACGUGGAACGCCAAAAUCAGCAAUUCAGAUAAUGCUUAAUUCUCUCUCAAACAAUACUCUUAAACAGUAUGAUACUUCUUUUAAACAAUGGUGGCUUUUUUGUGAACACCAUAAGAUUGAUGUUUAUCAAGCUUCUGUACCAUUUGUACUCCAAUUUUUAACUGAGCGUUUUGAUAGUGGGGCAUCUUACGGCACAAUUAAUAGUAGUAGGUCAGCUCUAUCUCUUCUUAUUGGCCCUAGAAUAGGAUCUGAUGAUAGGAUUAAACGGUUUGUCAAAGGAGUAUUCCGAUUAAAACCUCCAACGCCAAAAUAUAACAUAACGUGGGAUCCCGGUGUUGUUCUCAAUUACAUAAAAGGGUUGUACCCUAAUGAAGCUAUAAGCCUAGAACAGCUUACCCAUAAAGUAGUGACGUUACUCGCCUUGACGACAGGCCACAGGGUCCAAACAUUAUCUUUGGUUAAGAUUAAUAAUAUCCAAUUUAAUCAUGACAGCGUCCAAAUUUUUAUACCUGAUUUAAUAAAAACUUCAGGCAAAAAUAGUAAACAACCAUUACUAUAUUUAAAAAAAUUCAACAAUAAAAUUGAAAUUUGUCCCGUCACUACUUUACAGUCUUAUAUUAAAAGAACACAGCAUGUUAGAAAUACUAACAAUCUUUUCAUUACACAUAAAAAACCUCAUCAUGCUGUCUCUACACAGACUAUAAGUCGCUGGAUAAAAAAUGUCCUUAGGGAGGCGGGCAUAGACGUUACCAUCUUCACAGCUCAUAGCACUAGACACGCCAGCACAUCUGCUGCAAGCAGAUCUGGUAUAUCUAUAGAUGUUAUCCAAAAAACAGCUGGUUGGUCACAAAACUCUAUUUGCUUUGCUAAACAUUAUAACAGACCUAUUACCUUAGAACCUACUGAGUUUAGCAAUACUAUAUGUAACUUGGUAUCAGACUGAUUGUUAUACUGUUAUGUUGAUUAUAAUUACAUGAUUAUCUUAAGUUACU
Molecule: messenger RNA, 1189 nt
Organism: Cydia fagiglandana
Lineage: Eukaryota; Metazoa; Arthropoda; Insecta; Lepidoptera; Tortricidae
Exons: 2
Coding region: 229-1140 (303 amino acids)
Biological process (GO): DNA recombination; DNA integration
Molecular function (GO): DNA binding
Source: RefSeq, a predicted model, not a curated record